This is a messenger RNA of Vicia villosa (hairy vetch), 2472 nucleotides long. RefSeq names its product ABC transporter A family member 7-like. Gene Ontology annotation, biological process: transmembrane transport; lipid transport. The record is from RefSeq and is a predicted model, not a curated record. The transcript is spliced from 13 exons. Gene Ontology annotation, molecular function: ATP hydrolysis activity; ATP binding; ABC-type transporter activity. The coding region runs from base 1708 to 2289 and encodes 193 amino acids. Gene Ontology annotation, cellular component: membrane; intracellular membrane-bounded organelle. Lineage: Eukaryota; Viridiplantae; Streptophyta; Magnoliopsida; Fabales; Fabaceae.
AGAACGAUAAACAUACUCAUGAUCAAUGAAGAUCAAAUCUAUCAUCAUAUAAGAAAAGUUUACCAUUUGCUCAAUCCUAAGGCCUUCCACAUCAGCAACUCUCUUCUCAAAAUUCCACAUCAUCAUUCUAAAAAUUAACUUCUUCUUCCACUAUAAUUUGACAGUUACAUUCUAUUAUUCUUCAAUUUCCACUAUCCUCGUAACUGUGCUUAAUCCCACCCUCUUCCAAAUUCCAAAACCGUUCAAAAAUUCCACGAUCCAUUUUCCCAAAUUCCUUUUCACUUUUCCUCACAUGAUUGGGAUUCUUCAUUGUUCUGAAGACAAAUACGCAACCUAUCAUGUUCACGGCGGUGUUGCUUCAGGUUCGUCAACGAUGGAUGACUUCGCGUAUGGUGUCUGCGGCUGUGUCAAUCUUGGUCGGAAGGCUGAUGCUGGCGGUGAUUGGUUUCUCUUUCUGACGACCCUUCACGGUGGUCGAGUUUGAUUAAACGGAAGAUGGUGGAGGAGUUGUACAAAUCUCUUGUGGCUUAAUUUAGAUCUCAGAGUUCUCAUGGAUUUUAUUUCUCUAUGUCUGAUGGUGUUUCGUUCUUGAUUGUAUUGGUAGUUAUGUUCAUAUUAUACUAACCCUUUCGUACUCCUCAUCUCACGACCUUCCUAAAGUAUUUUGAUUUAAUUUUUGAUUGAUUUGGUGUUGAUGAUGCUCACGGGUUUGUGCGAAAUGUUGGAACUGGUGAACACCUUCCCUGAAGAGAUGUCUCUGUUGGAAAGCAUGUAAAAUAUAUUCUCAGAAAAGAGUGUAUUUGAUUUUAGAGUUUGCACCUAAAGGUGAACUUUACAAGGAGUUACAUAAAUGCAAAUAUUUUAGUGAAAGACGUGCAGCUACUUAUGUUGUGUCAUUGGCCCUAGCCCUUAUAUAUUGCCAUGGAAACCAUGUAAUUCAUAGGGACAUUAAACCAGAGAACCUUCUUAUCGCUGCUCAGGGCGAAUUGAAGAUUGCGGAUUUCGGCUGGUAGGUACACACAUUCAACGGUAGGAGGACCAUGUGUGGCACCCUGGAUUACCUUCCACCCGAGAUGGUUGAGAGUGUAGAACAUGAUGCAAGUGUUGAUAUAUGGAGCCUCGACGUUCUUUGCUACGAGUUUAUUUACGGAGUCCCGCAUUUUGGGGCCAAGAACAUUCUGAUACUUAUAGGAAGAACUGGCUUUGAGGAGGACAAGAAUUUCCAUGUUGUUUUAAAUUUUGUAAUAGCUGGCCGCUAUCAUGUCACCGAGUAUUUGGGAUCUGCGGCAUUCACUAAAGCAAUUCAAGCUCAUGACCUGCUCAAAGCCUACUUAUAUGAUUUUCAUAAAUUUAACAGAGAAUCAAGAGGGGAACUUUACUUUACAAUGCCAAGAUUGCAGCCAUGAAGCCGAAUCUAUCAUACAAGAUAAUAUUCCCGAGUUUUGUGCCAGUUUCUUGGCUGCCAGUUGUUGUUGAUGCAUUGUCUGUAUGGUAAGUUAUUAGUCAUGUGUAUUUGAAUGUUUUAGGUUUGAUUUACAUGUUUUAUAUUUAUUAGUGUUUGAGGAAUGUGGUGGAUGUAAUUGAUCUACAACAGUUAUAGUCGUCAGAACCUUCACCUGAGUUGUUUAGCCCUUGGCACUGAAACAAAAUUGGAUCGUAGCAUUGCAAGAUAAGUGAUCCUUACACAUUGCUCCAACAGUAUUGGUGAUGGCGGAACCGAGUCAUACAACUGUUGUACCGAAUCAUCCCGGGGAUGAACAGAGUCAUACAAAUGUUGUACUGAAUGAUGCAGGGGAAAAACCGAGUCCUACAGCUGAUAUAUCGUACAUUGGACUGGGACUGAACCGAGUCAUGCAGCUGCUGUAUCGAAUGAUGCAGGGGAGAAACAAAGUCGUACACCUAAUAUACUUAAUACUGCAGGUGCUGAAUCAGAUGAUUAGCCUCACAAAGCCAACUUCUGGUGCAGCCUAUGUUCAAGGUCUCGACAUAAGAAAUCAUAUGAAUGGAAUAUAUACUAGCAUGGGAGUAUGUCCACAGCAUGACUUGCUGUGGGAAAGCUUAACAGGUAGAGAGCACCUACUUUUUUAUGGAAGACUUAAAAGUCUUACAGGUUCACUCUUGACUCAUGCGGUAGAAGAAUCUUUGAAGAGUUUAAACCUUUACCAUGGAAGAAUUGCUGAUAAACAAGAUGAAAAAUACAGUGGAGGGAUGAAGAGGAGGCUCAGUGUUGCAAUUUCAAGGUUGCUUAUUAAAUCUCUGUUUCUUCUCUGUUACUUUCCUUUAUCUUGAGAAUAGAGCUUCAGUAGUAAAGCUCCAUAAAGGGAUACAGAUAAGUGUGUGGAUAAUUAAACAUAGGCAAAUCAAAGUUGUCACUCCCACUAAUGAAUAAUGAUGCAUGUUUGUUUGUCUGUUUCUAUUCUUUGUUGAAUUGAGUAUUCAUAGUGUAAUCUUCAAAUUAUAACACUUUUAUUA